Messenger RNA from Raphanus sativus (radish), 1619 nucleotides. RefSeq names its product reticulon-like protein B17. The transcript has 8 exons. Bases 103 to 1428 code for a protein of 441 amino acids. The record is from RefSeq and is a predicted model, not a curated record. Lineage: Eukaryota; Viridiplantae; Streptophyta; Magnoliopsida; Brassicales; Brassicaceae.
AACUUGUCGAGACUCGAGAGCAUCAAAAGCUUAUAAACUCUUCUUCAGAUUCUCACAUUUACUAACCUAAUAAUCAGUCAGGUCAUUCAUUUUGUAAUAAUAAUGGAGACGACGCCUCCUCCUCCUCCUCCUCCUCCUCCUUACCACCUCCCAUCGAACCCCAAAUCAGCCUCGCGUUCGAAAGAAGAAGAAAAAGAAGAAGCUCCACCCAAUCUUGUCUCUCUUGAAUUGGUGUGUGUGUCUCCGAAGAGCAAAGACACUCCUCCUCCAAGAGCCUCUUCCUCUCCUUCCCCUCCUCUCCGCAAAUCGAAGACCCGUUUAGAGGAUCGACUCCAAAUGGCAUCUGAGGAUAAUGCUGCUGCGUUGGUGGUGGUUCGGAAGCAGGGCAAGGGGAAAGGAGGGCAAAAGGGUCCUUUGGCUUCUCCCAGGAAUAAUCCCCGAAGAUCCAGGCGAAGGUCCGAGCCUGUGGCGGCGGAGAAAGAAGCUAAUGUUGUAGUCGACGAAGCCCCAAAGCCCAGAAAACGCAAGCCCAACAACGCUCGCCCUAAGAAGGAAAAACAAACUUCGUCUUUGCAUCUUCCAAAAGAUGAUGAUGAUGCUUCUUGUCAAAGCGAUCUGAAUCGGAUUGGAGAGAUGAUCAGUGAUUUGGUUAUGUGGAGGGACGUUGCGAAAUCCACACUCUGGUUCGGUUUUGGAUGUCUUUCUUUCCUUUCUUCUUCCUUUGCCAAUGGACUCAACUUUAGCCUUUUCUCGGCGGUUUCCAACCUAGGACUUGUGUUACUUUGUGCCUCCUUCUUGUCAAACACUCUUUCUCAAAGGAAAAACGAAGAAGACACCAAGAGAGAGUUCCAUGUGAGUGAAGAUGAUGUCUUGCGCUUAUCCAGACGAUUCCUUCCCGCUGCCAACUUUCUCAUUUCAAAGACCACUGUGCUUUUUUCUGGAGAACCAUCCAUGACUCUCAAAGUGACACCAUUUCUGCUUAUCGGAGCUGAGUAUGGCCACCUCAUUACGCUCUGGAGACUAUCCGCUUUUGGUUUCUUCCUCAGCUUCACCGUCCCAAAGCUGUAUUCGUGUUACACCCAUCAAAUUAGCCAAAAAGUAGAAAGAGUGAAAACGAGUUUAGGUGAAGCAUGGGAAAUGUGCUCACACAAGAAGAUCUUGGCUGGCUCUGCGGUGACAGCCUUCUGGAACUUGACAAGCAUUAGAACCCGGAUUUUUGCAGUGUUUAUCAUCCUAGUGAUAUUUCGGUAUAGGAGACAGAAUCUAGUACAGCUAAAUUCCGAGGAAGCUGUGCCUGUUGAGAAUGAGAAGCAAGAAGAAGAAGAAGAAGAAACACUUCCACAGGAAGAGGAGACGCAGCAGCAGCCACAAGAGGAGCAAGCGUUAGCUAUGGUGGUUGCAGAAACAGAAGGAUCAAAGAAACUCUGAGUGUUUGUAACUUUGUAACUGUGUUAAAACCCCAUUUAACAGAGAUGCAAUUUUAAGUCUCUAGUUAGUGUGAUAGGGUAUCAGUUUUUCCAUAUGACAUGAAAAACCUUGAACAAAAAUGUGAUUUUUAGAUGGGGUUGAUGUAAUACAUAUCAGAGAGUUUAUUAUAAAGAUGGAGAAUAUCAGUUCUU